Messenger RNA from Gossypium arboreum, 897 nucleotides. RefSeq lists its product as uncharacterized. The coding region runs from base 1 to 897 and encodes 298 amino acids. Gene Ontology annotation, molecular function: zinc ion binding; nucleic acid binding. NCBI's taxonomy places the organism in Eukaryota, Viridiplantae, Streptophyta, Magnoliopsida, Malvales, Malvaceae. The record is from RefSeq and is a predicted model, not a curated record. The transcript has a single exon.
AUGGCUAGGGACGACGCAUUGUCUCAGGCUAUGUUAAGGAUACUGGAUAGGGUCACUGGGCCCAACACUAGAUCUGGGGGCCGAUGGUCGGUUACGGAACAACUCCAGUCCAAUGGAACUGAACUUUUUAGGGGUGUCACAGGAGUCGCCCCUAAUGUGCCUGGGUAUUGGAUUGAGGUUACUGAAAGGAUCAUGGAUGAUUUAGACUAUACAUCUGAGAAAAAACUAAAGGGUGUAGUCUUGUUACUUCUCGAUGAGGCUAACCUGUGGUGGCUAACCGUUAAGGAGGGCACUCAAGCUGAUUGUUUGUCUUGGGAGUUCUUUAAGUCUGCCGUCCAAGGGGAGUAUGUGGGUGCAAGUUACAUUGAUGGUCGUAGGCGUGAGUUUCUAAACCUCACUCAAAGAGACCGAUCUGUGGCCGAGUAUGAGGCCAAAUUUUUGAGACUGAGCCAUUAUGGGCGAGGUAUGGUGGCGUCGAAAUAUGAGAGAUGUGCCCGUUUUGAAGAUGGCCUUAGGGAUAACUUGAGGGUACUGAUAGCUCCACAGAAGGAGCUAGAGUUGUCUGUUCUAGUGGAGAAGGCGAAGAUCACCAAAGAGGUUAAGCACGCUGAGCACCAAAACAGAGAUCGUGAGAGGGGUAAGAACAAGAGGGAUUCUGAGCCUUCGAAUUCAGUACAAAGGCUUAAGAAAAAGGUCAGGACUGAUGGGUCGGUUAGAGUUGGGCCCCCUGUUGCUCCUACUGGAUUGCAUCUGUGUAGAGAUUGUGGUAGACACCAUCAAGGUGAGUGUUUGAGGAGGACUAGGGCAUGUCUGAGAUGUGGGGCCCCUGAGCACCAUAUUCGAGAUUGUCCAUUGAGGGACGAUCAGGUGCAAGCUCCGGGUUCUGGUACUGCAUAG